Messenger RNA from Monomorium pharaonis (pharaoh ant), 591 nucleotides. RefSeq names its product circumsporozoite protein-like. The transcript has 3 exons. The record is from RefSeq and is a predicted model, not a curated record. NCBI's taxonomy places the organism in Eukaryota, Metazoa, Arthropoda, Insecta, Hymenoptera, Formicidae. Bases 1 to 591 code for a protein of 196 amino acids.
AUGCUUUGCGACUCGCGUUCGUUGCGGGCCGGACCGGCGCCGGGCCGGCCGGGCGCGCGGCGGACCGCAGUGUUACAGCGGCAGUCGCAAGGGAAACAUCAUGGCAACGACGAAGACGUCGAUGGAGGUAGCAGCGACGGCGCCGACGGCAAAAACAAAGACGACGUCGACGGCGAUGCCAGCGACGGCGUCGACAUCGACAAUGCCGACGGCGAAGCCAGCGACGAUGCCGACGGCGAAGCCAGCGACGACGUUGACGGCGGUGGCAGCGACGACAUCGACGACGUUGACGGCGUUGGCAGCGACGGCGCCGACGGCGAAGACAUCGACAACAUCGCCGGUGGUGGUAGCGACGACGCCACCGGCGGUGGCAGCGACGGCGUCGACAUCGACGACGCCGACGGCGGUGAUAGUGACGGCGCCGACGGCGAUGGCAGCGACGGCGGAGACAUCGACGAUGGUAGGGACGGCUGCGUCCGGCUUAUUCACGUUAAAUAUUCCAGGACAUUUGGCAUUUUCCAGGACUGUCCUGGAAAAAAAUUGUGUCUUACGGCAGUUUCCAGGACGUCCUGGAAUCUGUCUUACAAAUAG